CUUGCGGCAUGCACUGCGUCGGUGGGAGUCGGUCAGCAGCACUGCCCUGUCUUCCCCACUUGAUGUUGCACGUAAAUCCCACAUGACACAGCUAUGAGGUCCGUCUUCGUCUUCCUCUUUUUCUCAGGUGCGAUCCAGCUCAUUUUCCUCCUGUGUUGCUGUGUUUCUCUUGCUGGCUGCAAAGCAUCAUUGCCUUGCCCAAGUGGACAGUUUCUGCUGAAGAGCCAAUGUGUCCUCUGCCAUCCCACCUGCUCCGAGUGCCAGGGACAUGAGCUGUUUGAAUGUACUACCUGUGGAGUGGAUGAAGAUGGACAGGAACGUUUCCUCCACCAAGGUCGCUGUCGGACACACUGCCCGCGGGGACUGUAUCCUGACAGGGGUCACUAUGCCUGCCUGCCCUGCAUGGCCAAUUGUGAACUCUGCACAGAUGGCAACAUAUGUGCAAAAUGUCGAGAACACUACAAACUCCAUAACGGUUUCUGCCAAACUGUGCUCUGUGACAUAGGACAGGUUCAGGAUCCUGAUACAGGCGAGUGUAUUGACUGUGAAAUAGGCUGCAAAACAUGUUCUGCAGAAAAGCCUGAGAUUUGCAACAGCUGUGCCGAAGGUUAUUUUCUUUUCAGACACCAGUGUCGCAAACACUGCCCCAGAAGCACAUAUGAGGACUGGGGCAGGGGUGUGUGUCUGCCCUGCCCCACACCGUGCACAGACUGCAGGAGUGAUGCACGUUGUCUUGCCUGUCAGACUGAUUAUUUCUUAAAUGGAGACAAUUGCGUUCGACAGUGCCCUCAACAAACCUUCAGUGACACCACCGGAUGGCGCUGCGAGUCUUGCCACAGCUCCUGCCAGACAUGCCAUGGGCCUCGGUCAACAGACUGUGACCUUUGCCUUGCGGGGAACGCUCCUCUAUAUGGGCAGUGCCCUCUGGCGAGCUGCCCAUUGGGGCACUUCUUUGAUGCUGAAUAUGCUAAAUGUCACACAUGUGACAUAUCCUGCAAGACCUGCUUUGGUCCACAAGCACUGGAUUGUUCCUCUUGUUUUCAAGGCUACUUCCUGGACCAGGAAAGUUCUUGUGUGUUGCAGUGUCCCCGCGGCUCCUACGCUAACUCCGCCACUCAGCUGUGCGAGAACUGCUCACCUAACUGCGAGGCCUGCGUGGGUUCCAGCGAUAACUGCAUCAGCUGCUCCAAAGGCAGCUUUAAGCUCUUUCUCCACCAGGGGAGGUGCUGGUCAAAUUGCCCAGAGGGUUACUUCGAGACAACAGAGGGGUCAUGUGAUGCCUGUGACGCUUCCUGCCUCACAUGUGAUGGUGCCAGCACAAAGUGUCUGUCCUGUGCUGAUGGCCACUACUUGGAGGGCGGCGUGUGCACACUCAAUUGCUCACUGGGCACUUACCCUGCCGACGAUGGCACCUGCAGGCGCUGCCCCCUUCAUUGUGAUGUUUGCUCCGAUGACAGGACCUGUUAUAAGUGUAGUUUCUUAUACCUGAUGAUAAAUGGUGCAUGUAAGGCUAAUUGUCCCGUGGGCUACUUUGAGGACAUUGAGGUGGGACGCUGCGGACGAUGCCACCCGACUUGUGGCAGCUGUUCUGGACCUUUGGCAGAUGACUGUGAGAGUUGCUCCACAUUUAGUCCGAAACUCUAUAAGGGCACGUGCUCAAAAGACUGCCCAGCAGGCACUUAUUAUGAGGAUGCAGCUGCAGAGUGUCAAGAGUGCCACCAGACCUGUGCAAGCUGUUCCGGACCAGACCCAAACCAGUGCACCCAGUGCGAAAGGGGUCUUGUGUUGGAUCCAAACACACUCCUAUGUGGAGUGACCGGCGAUAGCGACUGCCCACCGAAGACCUUCCUGCACGAUGACCAGUUCACCUGCAUGGGCUGCCAUCACCACUGCUACUCCUGCGAGGGGCCCAACAGGGAUGAAUGCCUGACAUGUGACAUCCCCACAUACCUCCACAACAGGACUUGCAUGAAAGAGUGUCCGGCUGGUACAUACACAACGAGGCAGGAGGCAGACGGAACACAGCUGGGGUUCUGUUUACCGUGCGACCGCGUGUGCGCCACCUGUACAGGGGUGUCGCCCAAAGACUGCGUCACGUGUGCCCCUGGAUACUUGCGACUCCUUCAUCUGUGUGUCAGCCAUUGUCCCACAGGGUACUACCGAGCUGGCACCCACUGUGAGAAAUGCGACCGCUCCUGCCAGAUGUGCACAGGUCCGGGUCCCGAAUCCUGCCGGGUUUGUCUCCCUCCUCUUCUUGAGCUGCAGGGUACCAAGUUGUGUGUGGAGCGUUGCCCACAACGCUUCUACCGACUGGGUGAUGUGUGCAAGCAGUGUCACAUCAGUUGUCACACCUGCACAGACGCCUCCCCUCAGAGCUGUGUAACAUGCGACAAAGGCAGCACGCUGAAGGACAAAGUCUGCUAUCCACGCUGUGAGGAGGGGAAGUACUUUACUGAAGAGGCAACCUGUGCGCCAUGUGACAGCUCGUGCAAACACUGCAGCGGUCCCAGACCUGACCAGUGUCUUAUUUGUCACCAAGAUUCCGGCCUUCACGUCGUGGAGAGCCGCUGUGCCCGCUGCUGUCAGGCAGGAGGCAACCAUUCACACUGCUGUGUUUGUGAUAGCCGCUCAGCUCUGUGUAUGGAGACCCCCCAACUCAAGUCAGGAGACGAGCUGGUAACAGACAUGAACAUGUCGUCAAGAGUCCUCAAACACACUUCAUCCGCCGCGCCUAUUGCCCUACUAGCGGUGCUGGCUUUGGCGCUACUGGUUUUUGCAUUGUUGAAGGCCCGAGCCAGGAAAAGGCUUUGCUGGAAGCAGAGUUACGAGAGACUGAGUGGAAAUGCAAAUAUGCCGCACGGUGUGCCUGAACCGGACAGCGGGGACGAGGUGGACGUGGUGUACACCAGUAGAGGCGGCUCAGUGUAUCGGCGCUACAGUUUUAUCCACGAGCAGGACGCCAAUGCGGAUCAUGUGGACGAGAGCACUCGUCUCAAUCAGUCCUAGGCAAGACCCAUGAAAGGGCACCUGGGGACCUGCUGAAACAACCGAAAACACUGUAAUAUGUACACCGGGUCAGUAAAUGGCAAGACUGACAGUAGGAGUUUUAGUAGUUUAAAAGUCAAAUGUAACAUUUUUUAAUUUGAAUUAUAAUGUGAAUGACGUUUCUUAAGUUGACAAUAUAUACACUAUUUAUUUUAAUGGCUGCUGUCCCAUGGCGACAACACACUUGCAGUCCCAAAUCACAACACUGCCUCCAACCAUGCUUGACUUCAGGCAAGACAUCAUUAUCUUGUGUUGGCAGCUAUAAACUUGGUAUAUUCAGGUUUCAUCGCUGUAUUACUGUUCAUUGAGAAGCUAUACUGUAACAAAAAUGGUGGACGAGUGGUUAGCUAGUUUCCUCCCACAUUCCAAAAACAUGCUAGGUUAAUUGGAGACUCCAAAUUGUCCAUAUAGGUAUAAAUGUGAGUGUGAAUGGUUGUUUGCCCUGUGAUUGGAUGACGACCAGUCCAGGGUGUACCCCGCCUCUCGCUUGAAGGCAGCUGGGAUAGGCUCCAGCAUACCCCUACGUCCCCUAGUGAGGAUAAGCGGAAUAGAAAACGAAUGGAUGGUUCAUUUGCUGUGCAGUCAGACGACUAAGAUGGCUGAUUAAGAUGAUCAAACACUCUUUCAAGAGGAUUAAAAAUGUCUUCCAAGUCGGCAAUUUGUGUAAUAGUCAAAGAAAGCAUCAUCAACAUCAUUAUUUGUUUCCGUUUGCUCAUGAGGGAUUCCAUGUAAAUCAUUUACAGCGAUCAUAUAUUAUAUUCUAUUGGCAAGAUCCUCAUCCAUAUUGUAACUCAUUUGUCUGACAAAAAAGAAAAGAACGCUGCCAAACAUCAACUAAGAUGUGAAGCAUGUUUAAAAAAAGUGAAAUAAUAAUAAUUUACACUACAACACACGUCCGUGUGUAAAGUGUGGCGCUCAUCACAGUAGUAUUGCUACUGCUCUUCGUAUCGGCAUUUCAAUCGAUCCGCCCACACCAAUA
Messenger RNA from Doryrhamphus excisus (bluestripe pipefish), 4024 nucleotides. Its product is annotated as cysteine repeat modular protein 2. The record is from RefSeq and is a predicted model, not a curated record. Lineage: Eukaryota; Metazoa; Chordata; Actinopteri; Syngnathiformes; Syngnathidae.